Molecule: messenger RNA, 495 nt
Organism: Diaporthe amygdali
Lineage: Eukaryota; Fungi; Ascomycota; Sordariomycetes; Diaporthales; Diaporthaceae
Exons: 2
Coding region: 1-495 (164 amino acids)
Source: RefSeq, a predicted model, not a curated record
AUGGCUCCUGGCCUCACGAUGUUCUCAUGCUGCUUCUCUGGGAGGGAUUACGAGGAUGACGCACAACACGAACAACUCCGCCCUGAACCAGCUAGAAUCCCUUCCGAAGAGAUGUCCGCUGCAAAGCCACUCACUGGUCGGAGGAAGCCCUCAAACGCAGCCCAGAUGGGACCACCAACAUCACAGCCAGUGAUGUCGUCCAACUACCGAAACAAUGACAAGGUCAAACCAUCGGAUUACCUUUACUUCGGCGAGGGAUCCUCAGGGCACCAUGCCAGACAUACCGUCUCGAACAGCACAAGCCAACAAGGCAAACCCUCAAAUGGCCCGAAUUAUACCAAGGCAGGGUCAGGAAACCCAUCAGGACGCGACAACAGUGGAUAUCUGGCCACGGGCCUCAACAAUAAUACCCAGAUGGGAUAUUCCAAUCUGACAUACGGAGGGUCGCUGCAAUACAACUUCGCUGGGACGCAACCGAUCGGGGUUGGGACUUGA